GUUCACUCAAAAUUGUCAAAACAAACAUCCAUUAAGAAAUGUAAAUGUCAGAGAAUUUCAAGUUCAAAGUUUAAAUAACUCAAAAAAUGUACGGCUACAGAAGAUAAUGAAAUAGUUGAAGCAAUUUUAACAUUCCGCCAGCCUAUAUGUCGUUUAAAUUCCGCAAAUUCCACAAUUCACGAUGACACAUAACCAACCUACGAAUUUUCCGUUCCACAGAAGCCUCUCGACCGAUCUGACGCCGCAACCGCCGACGAGAUCCUUCUUCAAUUUGCCCUCCAACACGGCCAAUCCGCCGGCCUCGACGUCCGCCCCGGCCUCCUUCCAACGGCGGACCGUCGAGAGCGCUCGACAAUUGCGCGACAGCUUCACCAAUGUGAUCAGAGAAAUCGAGCCCUUCGUGGAGCCGGCCAUGAUGGUCAACGCCCGCGUGGCCAAUUUCCUGAACCUUCCGCACACCGAGGGCGCCGCUCCCCGACCGGCCAACGAAGCAGACAGUUACUACAUAAACGUGGACGUUCCGGAGAACGCCACCAACACCGAACCCACCGAUGAUGCACCCAACAGGCAAAUCGUCGAAAACAACCCUCUGGUUACGGAUAACAACAAUACGGAGGAUCAGGAGCAGAACCAGGCUGUGAUAGACGCCCAGCAAUUCAUCAAAGUUUUGUUGAAGUACGUCCCGUUUGUGCUAAUCCUCCUAGCGAAGAGUGUAUACGAUUAUCACGAAGCGAUAUUCGUACUCAUAAUCCUCUUCAUUACGUUCGUACAUACGAAUUCCGUGGUUAAAAAAGAAACCAUAAAGCGACAACGAAGAAGCGUCACGACGUUGGGUUUGAAUUUGUUUUAUAUCAUGGCAUGUCUCGUUUUCGUCCAUUACGUGUUUUCCGAUGAUUUACACGACUUCAACGUAGUACUGAAUUUGGUGUUGAUACGAUCGUUUAACCACCCGUUAACAGUAUGGAAUUUACUGUGGAUCGUGACUAUAACGGAUUUCACUUUGAAGCUAUUGACCGUGUCUUUGAAGCUGCUGCUUACAACCCUCCCGGAUUUCGUGCUGGAAUUUAAAAAAAGAGGUAAAAUGUAUCUGUUCAUCGAAGCUAUCUCGCAAUUGUACAGGAGCAUAGCGAGCAUUCAACCGUGGCUGUACUAUUUGCUGGAAUCGUAUCAAGGCCCCGAGAAAAUUGUCGCGGUAUUUCUAUCGGCGUUCUACAUGAUUUCCAAAGGUUCCGAUUUGAUGUCGAGGGUUAAGCUGUUGAAAGUUACAUUUCUAAAAUUACUACAAAAUGUGAGUAUUGGUUCGUCCCCGAGCAAAGACCAGAUACAAACAGCCGGGGAGCAUUGUCCCAUUUGCCACGAUGAGUACGAAACGCCAGUUCUCUUGCAGUGCAGGCAUAUAUUCUGCGAGAAUUGCGUGACUACGUGGUUCGAUAGAGAGCAAACGUGUCCCCUAUGUAGGGCUAAAAUCGUGGAUGAUCCAUCGUGGAGAGACGGGUCUACGUCCUACUUUAUGCAGUUAUAUUAAUUUUAGAAUCUGAUUAGUUGACUAUUUAAUUGUGUUUACUGAUGAGUUUUUAAACGGUGUGUUUUAUUUAAUAUGUGCUUCUCAUGGGGUAAUUUUUGGGAACUACUUGUAGAAGAGCACUUGAUUUAUCUCUGAGAAGCUAAUAAAGAAUGCGAAAUGUCAUUGUUGGUUGAUUGUUUUGGAUAAUUUUAAUGUAAUUGAUUAGGAACUGAUUGAGUGCAUAUUGAAAUAUGUUGAAAAAAAUUGUUAAUUUUAAGAAAUGUGAUAAAUUUUAAUUUUUAAUGUUUAAAUGAAGAAUGUAAUAUUGUAUUUUAUAAUAAUUAUAUUAAAUCACUCGUAUUGUUA
Phyllotreta striolata is the source of this 1870-nucleotide messenger RNA. NCBI's taxonomy places the organism in Eukaryota, Metazoa, Arthropoda, Insecta, Coleoptera, Chrysomelidae. The record is from the annotation of a GenBank genome assembly.